AUGGGUCAAGAGCUGUGUGCAAAGACUCUCCAGCCUGGAUGCAGCUGCCAUCGCUGUUGGGAGGGAGGCGAUGCGCACAGCUGUCAGAGGAGUGCGCCUGUGACGAUGGAGGCUGCGAUCGAGCUAACAGACCUAAAAGAAGCAUCUUGUUCCAUGACUUCAUUUCACCCCAGGGGACUUCAGGCUGUCAGUGCCCGGAAGUUCAAGAGUAAAAGGCCACGAAGUAACAGUGAUUCUUUUCAGGAAGAAGAUCUGAGGCAGGGCUUACAGUGGAGGAAGAGCCUCCCUUUUGGGGCAGCCUCGUCAUACUUGAACUUGGAAAAGCUGGGUGAAGGCUCUUAUGCUACAGUUUACAAAGGGAUUAGCAGAAUAAACAGGCAACUGGUGGCUUUAAAAGUCAUCAGUAUGAAUGAAGAGGAGGGAGUCCCAUUUACUGCUAUCCGGGAAGCCUCUCUUUUGAAGGGUUUGAAACAUGCCAAUAUUGUGCUCCUGCAUGACAUAAUCCACACCAAAGAGACACUGACAUUCGUUUUUGAAUACAUGCACACGGACCUGGCCCAGUACAUGUCUCAGCACCCAGGAGGGCUUCAUCCUCACAAUGUCCGGCUUUUCAUGUUUCAACUUUUGCGGGGCCUGGCGUACAUCCACCACCAACACGUUCUUCACAGGGACCUGAAACCUCAGAACUUACUCAUCAGUCACCUGGGAGAGCUCAAACUGGCUGAUUUUGGUCUUGCUCGGGCCAAGUCCAUUCCCAGUCAGACAUACUCUUCAGAAGUUGUGACCCUCUGGUACCGCCCUCCUGAUGCUUUGCUGGGAGCUACUGAAUACUCCUCUGAGCUGGACAUAUGGGGUGCAGGCUGCAUCUUUAUUGAAAUGUUCCAGGGUCAACCUUUGUUUCCUGGGGUUUCCAAUGUCUUUGAACAGCUGGAAAAGAUCUGGGAGGUAUUGGGAGUCCCUACAGAGGAUACCUGGCCUGGAGUUUCCAAACUACCUAACUACAACCCAGAAUGGUUCCCGCUGUCUAAACCUCAAAGCCUUCAGCGAGUCUGGAAUAGGUUGGGUAGAAUCCCUGAAGCUGAAGCCCUGGCCUCACUGAUGCUGAAAGGCUUUCCCAGAGACCGCGUCUCCGCCCGGGAAGCUCUGGCUCAUGAUUAUUUCAGCUCCCUGCCAUCUCAGUUGCACCAGCUUCCUGAUGAGGAGUCUUUGUUUACAGUUUCAGGAGUGAGACUAAAGCCAGAAAUGUACCACCUUUUGGCUUCCUACCGGAAAGGUCACCACCCAGCCCAGUUUAGCAAAUGCUGGUGAAAAGAAAGGGUGACAUCACCAUCUCCUUCCAGGGCAACCUUACUGCUGUUUCCAUUGUAAUUUGCUCCAGCUUAGUGAGAAGCUUCCAAGUUAACUACACACUGGA
Messenger RNA from Artibeus jamaicensis (Jamaican fruit-eating bat), 1414 nucleotides. It is a transcript of the gene CDK15, whose product is annotated as cyclin dependent kinase 15. Gene Ontology annotation, biological process: protein phosphorylation. Gene Ontology annotation, molecular function: ATP binding; cyclin-dependent protein serine/threonine kinase activity; cyclin binding. NCBI's taxonomy places the organism in Eukaryota, Metazoa, Chordata, Mammalia, Chiroptera, Phyllostomidae. Gene Ontology annotation, cellular component: cytosol; nucleus; cytoplasm. The record is from RefSeq and is a predicted model, not a curated record. The transcript is spliced from 14 exons. The coding region runs from base 1 to 1308 and encodes 435 amino acids.